AUGUCCAGGACACGGUCUCAAUCCAGGGGUGGCACCAGACCACGUCCCAGCUCCGGUGCCCGUUCCGGAUCCGGUCUCGGACCUGGCCAGGGAAAGACUGACGCACCGAGCACCAGACCGGACCCCUCGCCCAGGACAGACUGCGGGCACGCACGGGGACUCCAGCUGUCCGGGGCAGUCCACGCCGCCGAGGACCAGAGCAGGGGCAAUAACCCCAGGCACAGGCGCCAGCAUUUCAAGACGUUGCUCGAGAGGGCAGUUGAAUUAGCCGGUCCUCGGCCCCUUGUCAUAGUCGGUGACUUCAAUGCCCCACAUGGCUUAUGGAGAUACGUGUAUGAGACGAGAAAAGGUCGCGACCUCUGGCAGGACGCCACCGAACUAGACCUUACCUUAAUCACUGAUAAGGCUUUUCCUACGCGGAUAGGCAACUCUGCGGCGAGAGACACGACGCCAGACCUCGCUUUCAUCAAGAAUGUCGAAAAGACUACAUGGGCCAACACCGCCAUGGAUUUUGGCAGCGACCACUACGUUCUGCAAACUUCUAUUAUAGUGGACCGUAGCAGAGUCCGAGAGUUCACGGUGAUUGACUGGGAUCUUUUUCGCAGCAUUCGCGGUACAAGGGCCAGUGCUCCUGACAAUUUUGAGGAAUGGUGCGAGGGCAUCCGCAGAGAUACCACCACUGCCACCAAGAAGAUAAAUACAGAUUUAAAUGUGGAGAAGAUGGACAGUAGGCUUGCCCACCUGCUCGAAGCCAAGACCUGCUGUUUUCUCGAUGGAACAAGCAGAGGCACAACCUGGGACGAGUUGUGCGAGUCCGUCGACGGUCUAAUCAGAAAUGACAAGUCCUGGCACCUUCUGAAGCACCUCCUGGACGAGCACAGCACUAGAGCCAACCAGAGACACACUUUAGCCCGUGCCCUUCACGAAGCCACCAAAGAACAGGGGGUUGACGAACUCGUUACCCGAUUAGUUUCCAAGUACCUGCCGGUCGAACGAGAGGACGAAGACGGCGUGUUCCCAGAGUAUGGUGGUCCUCCUCUACCUGAACUAGACGAAGACGUUUCAGAGGCUGAAAUCAGGAGAGUGAUACAAAUGCUCAAUCGCAAGUCGGCACCAGGGCCAGACGGGAUCACGAACAGAGCCCCCAGAAACCUCGACGACGCAUCCAUAGAACGUCUAACUGGUUUCAUCAAUGAAGUAUGGGAAACGGGAAGGGUUCCUGAGGAAUGGAAGCUAGCUGACACCGUACUGAUUCACAAGCCAGGAAAGUCUCCUAGCGUUGAGAAUCUCCGCCCCAUUUCCCUCACGUCGUGCAUGAGCAAGGUGGCAGAGCACGCAAUUCUCAACAGACUUAACGACUACCUGGAGGGAAAUGAGAUCUAUACGCAGAAUAUGAUUUGGUUUCGUACCGGCCUUUCAACGCAGGAUGCAAUGCUGCUCAUUAAGCACGAAAACGUUUGUGCACGUGUCCUUGUUACUGACAAUGCAGUGCCUGGAGAUGGUUGGCAAUAG
Molecule: messenger RNA, 1512 nt
Organism: Rhipicephalus microplus (southern cattle tick)
Lineage: Eukaryota; Metazoa; Arthropoda; Arachnida; Ixodida; Ixodidae
Source: RefSeq, a predicted model, not a curated record